Macrosiphum euphorbiae (potato aphid) is the source of this 1356-nucleotide messenger RNA. The record is from the annotation of a GenBank genome assembly. NCBI's taxonomy places the organism in Eukaryota, Metazoa, Arthropoda, Insecta, Hemiptera, Aphididae.
AUGGAUGAAAAUAAUAUGUCUGACGAAGACGAAACUUUGACAUAUGAACAACUAAGAGCAAAACGUAUCAAAAAAAAUGAAGAAAUGUUUGAUAUACUGGGAGUAAACCAGGCUGCUAAGACAUUAGCAGAUUGCUUAAAAAAAAAGCCACUUGUUAAAAAAAAUGAACCUAAACCUGCAGCCAUAGAACCUGUUAAACGUUCAAUGAGAAUAGCUCAUUUGCCAAACCCUCAAGGUUCUUAUUACUCAGGUAGAUUUAGUAUAUCAAGACGAAAAGAAGACUCAUAUUUUGUUGAAAAAUUGAAUGACGACGUAGCCAUUAAAGAACCUGUUAAUGAUUUUCAUAGAUUAGCAAGUAAAAAAUUUGUUCAUGUGCUAAGAAGUCUUGAUAUGAAUAUACCACCAAUAAAAAUAUCGGAAUUUGGUAUUCAAUCUCUUGCUAUUCAUCCUUCAGAAACAUCUCUUAUAAUUGCAGCAGGGGACAGGAAAGGAAACAUAACAUUGUAUGACAGAAAUUCAGAAAUGCAAAUGUCUAUGGUUCAUAAAGCUCAAGUUAAUUGUAUUUCAUUUUGCACUUGGGAUAAAAACAAGUUGUUUUCAACUAGUCAUGAUGGGUCUGUUGGAUAUGGUGACACUGUUAAACACACUUUUGAUAUUAUUUAUAAAUCAGAACGGAAGUGUAUAAGUAGAUCAAAUAUUAAUCACACCACAUGGCACAGUGACUGUGAAAGAAAUCUUCUCAUUGGAAAUGGUUCUGGUCAUGUAGAUAUGAUUGACACACGAUUACCAGAUAAAAUUAUCAACUCUGCCUGGUGCCAUCAAAGAUCUGUGUGUACAGUUCAGUAUCACCCAUUGUUAAAACAUUACUUUUUAACUUCAUCUGAAAUUGGGGUGGUUUCCUUAUGGGACAUAAGAAGUAUGACUGACAAACAUAUAAAUCCAGUUCUACAAUUUAAACAUCCAAAAGAAUUGACAAGUUCAUUUUUUUCUACUGAUGGAACCAAGAUGGUGUCAACAUGUAUUGAUAACAAUAUAAGGAUAUUUAAUACCGAAAAAUUUAAUUUGGAUGCUACAAAACCCACGUACAUAAUUCCAUAUUUUAGACAAUAUUAUGAACAUAGUUUACAAGCCAAAUGGAAUCCUGGAAGAAAUGAUGCAUUCUUCAUUACAUCAAUGCUAUGGCCUGCAAGAAUGCAAGUUUAUGAUUGUGAGGGAAAUGUAUUGCACGAUCUAAUCUCUAAAAAUUUGAAGAGUCGUUGCAUAGUCAUGGAAGUUCAUCCCACGCAAGCUAUUUAUGUCGGAGGCAAUACAUAUGGUCGUUUACAUAUAUUUAGCACCAAGAACCAACUAAUAUAA